Molecule: messenger RNA, 2366 nt
Organism: Conger conger (European conger)
Lineage: Eukaryota; Metazoa; Chordata; Actinopteri; Anguilliformes; Congridae
Gene: kcng4a
Product: potassium voltage-gated channel, subfamily G, member 4a
Exons: 3
Coding region: 376-1986 (536 amino acids)
Biological process (GO): protein homooligomerization; potassium ion transmembrane transport
Cellular component (GO): membrane; voltage-gated potassium channel complex
Molecular function (GO): delayed rectifier potassium channel activity
Source: RefSeq, a predicted model, not a curated record
UUUUGCGUCCGACUCUUGUCUUCUCCUCUCAGUGUGUCUGAAAGCAGAUAUUUCAUGAAUGGCACAGGUGCGUUUCUCCUUUGGCACCCGGACACCUUAGCGCUGAAGUGUACUCUUCUCGCGGACAUUCCAGAAUUAGACUGGAGAGCCAACAUGAACAGGAAUGUUUUUCAACAUUUUUAGAAAAGUGAAAAUCGCUUUACAUAAGUGAGGUAGGGACUCUCGGCACAAAUAUGCCUCUGCUUGUAGCUGCCCCCCUCGGCCCUCCGUGAAAGCUUCAGCCAUCGAUCGGGAAGGGCACACCCUCUCACCCCACCCCUCCCGCUCCGCUGCCGCUACCAACUCCGCCCCCCGGGCCCCCGCCCCCAUGCUGCCAUGCCCAUCAUCAGCAACGCCAACCAUGACCUCAGCCACCUGUCGCUUAGCGACGACAGCAGCCUGGACCGGAUCUUCACCGAGAUCCCGGAGACCGAGACCAUCAAGGGCGUCUACUACCAGCGCGCCCGGCUCAUCCGCCGACCGCAGGACCUGCUGGCGGUCGACCACGCGGCUCAGGCGGUCAUCAACGUGGGCGGCAACCGCUACGCCUUCCCCUGGACCACGCUGGAGCAGUUCCCCCUGACACGGCUGGGCCGGCUGCGCUUCUGCAGCAGCUACGAGGAGAUCGUGCAGGUGUGCGACGACUACGACGAGGCGGCCGGGGAGUUCUUCUUCGACCGCAGCCCGUCCGCCUUCCGCGUCAUCCUCAACUUCCUGGCGGCGGGCAAGCUGCGGCUCCUGCGCGAGAUGUGCGCCCUGUCGCUGAGCGACGAGCUGGCCUACUGGGGCGUGGAGAUGGCCUACAUGGAGCGCUGCUGCAAGCGCAAGAUGUACACGCGCAUGGACGAGGCGGCCGAGCGUGAGCGCAGGGAGGAGGAGCGCAGGAGGCGCAACGCGCAGGCCGGGCCCCCCGUGGAGGAGACGCGCUACCGCAGGGUGAUGGGCUGGCUGAGGGACACCGUGGAGAACCCGCACUCGGGCGUGCCGGGCAAGGUGUUCGCCUGCCUCUCCGUCAUCAUGGUGGUCAUCACCGUGGUCAGCCUCUGCAUCAGCACCAUGCCUGACCUGAGGGAGGAGGAGGACAGGGGCGAGUGCUCUCAGAAGUGCUACCACAUGUUCAUCGUGGAGACGGUGUGCGUGGCCUGGUUCUCCCUGGAGUUCUUCCUGCGCUUCCUGCAGGCCCGCAGCAAGCUGGCCUUUGCCCGCGGGCCCCUCAACAUCAUCGACGCCUUGGCCAUCCUGCCCUACUACGUCUCCCUGCUGGUGGAGGACGAGGACGAGGGCUCCCCGCAGCACGAGAGGCCCGGAGGGGGCAAGGGCUACCUGGACAAGCUGGGCCUGGUGCUGCGCAUCAUGCGGGCUCUGCGCAUCCUGUACGUGAUGCGGCUGGCCCGGCACUCGCUGGGCCUGCAGACGCUGGGGCUGACGGUGCGGCGGAGCACGCGCGAGUUCGGCCUGCUCCUGCUCUUCCUCUGCGUGGCCGUGACUCUCUUCUCACCGCUCGUCCACCUGGCGGAGAGCGAGCUGACGCCCGGGGCGCACGACUUCAGCAGCAUCCCCGCCUGCUACUGGUGGGCCAUCAUCUCCAUGACCACGGUGGGCUAUGGGGACAUGGUGCCGCGCAGUCUUCCGGGCCAGGUGGUGGCGCUGAGCAGCAUCCUGAGCGGGAUACUCAUCAUGGCCUUCCCGGCCACCUCCAUCUUCCACAUGUUCUCCCGUUCCUAUCAGGAGCUCAAGCAGGAGCACGACAGGGAGUUCAAGGAGGAGGAGAGGGCAGCGGCGGAGGCAGCCGCCUCGGCCGCCGGAGAAGACCUGCAGGAGGGGGAAGACCGCUUCCCGCCUUCCAACAACUUCUACUUGAGCCUGAACCUCACCCAAGAGUCCCUCAAUCUGCUGGAGCCUUCCACCGAGGAGAGUCAGCAGACCCUGCCUGCUGGGGCGUUCUGAACCUGCAGCGCAACCCUUGACAUCUUGGGAACACUGGUUCUGUCUUGGGUUCUCUGGCAGGGUUUCUUCAGUCAGAUGGACCAAACUGUUGUCAACUCCGUUUUUGGCCCUCGUUAUCGAUGGAAAAGCUGGGAUUGCUGGGUACCUUUGAUGAAACCUGGAUUCUCUCGAAUCAGACUACAGACUACUCUGUGCUUCCGUCCUGUAGCUCCUUGUCAAGGCACAACAGAACAAUCUAUGCUUCUCCUGCUGCUUAUCCCUUUCUUUCACUGUCUUCCAGACCCAUCUGCCUCUCCAGACACCAAAGGGCACUCAACAAACUAUGGCUGUAGAGCUUUUUAUUUAGAAAAAAUAAGUAAUAUCUAUGAGGUUGGAGUAAA